Molecule: messenger RNA, 1719 nt
Organism: Osmerus eperlanus (European smelt)
Lineage: Eukaryota; Metazoa; Chordata; Actinopteri; Osmeriformes; Osmeridae
Product: MOB kinase activator 2
Exons: 6
Coding region: 327-1010 (227 amino acids)
Biological process (GO): positive regulation of protein phosphorylation; signal transduction
Cellular component (GO): cytoplasm; nucleus
Molecular function (GO): protein kinase activator activity
Source: RefSeq, a predicted model, not a curated record
GGUUGAAGGGGGUGACGGAGACAAAGAAGACAAACACACACACACAGGAGAGAGAAGGAGAAAGAGAGAAACGGGAGAUUUUCUGUACACCGUGGAUCUUUUUCCUCCAGAAACAUUCUUUCGAUCGCACUUGGACUGUUGCUAAAGGAAAGUAGUUGGACUUGGCGCUUGUAUGUUAAUCCAAGUUCCCAUGGGUGUGAGCUUGAGACAAUUGUGUGAGAGCACCUGUUUGUCUGAUUGAGCGAGAGUUUAGGGUUAGGGUGUAAACGCGUAUUUAUGGGAUGGCAAGGGUUUCUGGAGGUACCAAAAGGUCUUAGCUCUGUGCCAUGGGGGGUUGUCAUAGUUACCCCUCUGCUGCGGAGACAGACACCACGACCCUUCACCUCUCUGACAUCACUGAUGAUAAACUGGGUAUAAACAAUAACAACCUGGAAGAGCGUCCAUAUCUUCAGCCUGAGAAUGUGCGUGAGCGCAUCACAGACACAAACAUGUCCAGCUUCACAACCCUGCCCCCUGGGCUCGACCACACGGAGUGGCUGGCUACCAACACAGUAGCAUUCUUUCAGAACACCAACCUGCUCUCCAGCGCUCUCUCUGAGUUCUGCACCACAGCUUCCUGUCCUACGGCCUGUGGACCGGGCAACACGGUGUACGUCUGGACAGAUGACCAAGGGAAGAAGCUCAAGUGCUCUGCUCCUCUUUACUUUGACUACGCCAUGUCAUACAUUCAGGAGCUACUGGCGGAUGAAGAUGUGUUCCCUACUAAAGCAGGUUCGGUGUUCCCUGCAGGUUUUGUCUUCCUGGUCCAGAAGGUGUUUCUGCUGUUGUUCAGGUCUCUGGCCCACAUCUACUGGUCCCACUACAGGGAGACUCUGGCCUUAGGCCUGCACCCUCACCUCAACACCUUGUUCACACACCUCAUACACUUCACCCUGCAGCAUCGACUACUGGACCCUGAGCACACGGAUACUCUAAGGGACCUGAUCUCUGCUCUGGGACAGAACAGCUAGACCCAACCCCAACAGACACGCUUUCCCGAUCUUAUUUACUCCUUUUUACUCUGCACGUGUUUUGAUAUAACUGUCAUGGUAUAACUGUGUGGUUGAUCUAGUACGACAUCCGUACGUCGAAUACCACAUCCAUGGUACGGAUAAUGGACCAAAGCAACAAUGAGAAUCUUAAGGUAGUUUGGAAUAAUACGUCUGCGUGUGUGUCCACAUUCAAAUGCUUUUUCUUGUCGAUGCACGCAUGCGCCUCUAUGAGCUCUAUGCAGCUCUCGUUCGUUUGUUUGGGCUGCUGUACCGACUGGCUGGUGAGCUGGACUGUAAAUAUUGUGUCGAAGCAUCUUCAGCACCAUCUGUACCAAGGUCUUAUAAUCCUGUGGUGUUAGAGAUCACAGCUUGCAUCUUUUCAGAUACUCUUUGGUGAUUAUAUUUAUUUAUAUUGUCUAAUACACAGGCAAUGGUACUCAAAUUAAUGUACUACAUUCUAAUAUCAAGAGUCUCUAUAGUAUACCCCUUUUUCCCAUUUUUACGUCAUACUGUUUAUUUACCCGUUAUCACAGAUAUGAACCUUAAUAUGAUUGGAUGGUUUGGAAAAAUAUUAUUUAUUUUGAGCAGUUAGUAUCCAUAGACCCAGACAAGUUUUGUUACAAUGUGUAUUGAUAUACCGGUACUACUGCACUAUACAACAGCAUAUUACAGAUCAGUCUCUCUACAA